UCUUCUUGUUUUCCCAGCCCAGUGGAGCAAAAUGAGAGCGCAGUGAGCCGGGCCCAGCCUCUCUCCCAGCCGUCCCCGACGCCCACCAUGAACCACUUGGAGGGUUCCGCGGAGGUGGAGGUGACCGACGAGGCGGCAGGUGGGGAGGUGAACGAAUCGGUGGAGGCCGACCUGGAGCAUCCAGAGGUGGAGGAGGAGCAGCAGCAGCCGCCGCAGCAGCAGCACUAUGCGGGCCGCCACCAGCGCGGGCGCGCCAUCGAGGACCCGCGCGCCCAGCUCGCGCAGGAGGAGGAGGAGCGCGGGGAGUGCCUGGCGCGCUCGGCCAGCACGGAGAGCGGCUUCCACAACCACACGGACACGGCCGAGGGCGACGUGAUCGCCGCGGCCCGCGACGGCUACGACGCGGAGCGCGCACAGGACCCCGAGGACGAGAGCGCGUACGCUGUGCAGUACCGGCCCGAGGCCGAGGAGUACACGGAGCAGGCGGAGGCCGAGCACGCCGAGGCCACGCACCGCCGCGCGCUGCCCAACCACCUGCACUUCCACUCGCUGGAGCACGAGGAGGCCAUGAACGCGGCCUACUCGGGCUACGUCUACACGCACCGGCUCUUCCACCGCGGCGAGGACGAGCCCUACGCCGAGCCCUACGCCGACUACGGCGGCCUCCAGGAGCACGUGUACGAGGAGAUCGGGGACGCGCCCGAGUUGGACGCGCGCGACGGCCUGCGGCUGUACGAGCAGGAGCGCGACGAGGCGGCCGCGUACCGCCAGGAGGCCCUGGGCGCGCGGCUGCACCACUACGACGAGCGCUCCGAUGGCGAGUCCGACAGCCCGGAGAAGGAGGCGGAGUUCGCGCCCUAUCCGCGCAUGGACAGCUACGAGCAGGAGGAGGACAUCGACCAGAUCGUGGCCGAGGUCAAGCAGAGCAUGAGCUCGCAGAGCCUGGACAAGGCGGCCGAGGACAUGCCCGAGGCCGAGCAGGACCUGGAGCGCGCCCCCACCCCGGGUGGAGAUCUCCCCGACAGCCCCGGGCUGCAGGCUCCCGCGGGGCAGCAGCGCGCGGUGGGCCCCGUGGGUGGCGGCGAGGUGGGGCAGCGGUACAGCAAGGAGAAGAGGGAUGCCAUCUCGCUGGCCAUCAAGGACAUCAAGGAGGCCAUCGAGGAGGUGAAAACCAGGACCAUCCGUUCGCCUUACACCCCCGACGAGCCCAAAGAGCCCAUCUGGGUCAUGCGCCAGGACAUUAGCCCCACCAGGGACUGUGACGACCAGAGGCCGAUGGACGGAGAUUCUCCAUCUCCUGGCAGUUCCUCACCCCUGGGUGCCGAGUCAUCGAGUACACCUCCUCACCCCAGUGACCCCACGGAAGCCUCCACAAAUAAAGAGUCAAGAAAAAGCUUGGCUUCAUUCCCAACCUACGUUGAAGUUCCUGGACCUUGUGACCCUGAAGACUUGAUAGAUGGAAUCAUUUUCGCCGCCAACUACCUUGGCUCCACCCAGCUGCUCUCAGACAAAACUCCCUCCAAAAAUGUGCGCAUGAUGCAGGCCCAGGAAGCAGUGAGCAGGAUCAAGAUGGCCCAGAAAUUAGCCAAAAGCAGGAAGAAGGCUCCUGAAGGUGAAUCUCAGCCGAUGACCGAGGUGGAUCUCUUCAUUUCUACCCAGAGGAUCAAAGUAUUGAAUGCCGACACACAGGAGACGAUGAUGGACCACCCCCUGAGGACCAUUUCCUACAUCGCGGACAUCGGGAACAUCGUGGUGCUGAUGGCCCGCCGGCGGAUGCCCCGCUCCAACUCCCAGGAGAACGUGGAAGCCUCACACCCAUCCCAGGAUGGAAAACGACAGUACAAGAUGAUCUGCCAUGUCUUUGAGUCGGAGGACGCCCAGCUGAUCGCGCAGUCCAUCGGGCAGGCCUUCAGCGUGGCCUACCAGGAGUUCCUCAGGGCCAACGGGAUUAACCCCGAAGAUCUCAGCCAGAAGGAGUACAGCGACCUGCUCAGCACCCAGGACAUGUACAAUGACGACCUGAUCCACUUCUCCAAGUCGGAGAACUGCAAAGACGUUUUCAUUGAGAAGCAGAAAGGAGAGAUCCUCGGGGUGGUGAUCGUGGAGUCUGGCUGGGGGUCCAUCCUGCCCACCGUCAUCAUCGCCAGCAUGAUGCACGGAGGCCCUGCGGAGAAGUCGGGGAAACUGAACAUUGGGGACCAGAUUAUGUCCAUUAAUGGCACCAGCCUGGUGGGCCUGCCUCUGUCCACCUGCCAGAGCAUUAUUAAGGGCUUAAAGAAUCAGUCCCGGGUGAAGCUGAAUAUCGUGAGAUGUCCUCCGGUGACCACCGUGUUGAUCAGGAGACCAGACCUUCGCUACCAGCUGGGCUUCAGCGUCCAGAAUGGAAUUAUCUGCAGCCUCAUGCGAGGGGGCAUCGCAGAGCGAGGAGGCGUCCGCGUGGGACAUCGGAUCAUUGAGAUCAACGGGCAGAGCGUCGUGGCCACCCCCCACGAGAAGAUCGUCCACAUUCUCUCCAAUGCCGUUGGGGAGAUCCACAUGAAGACGAUGCCCGCUGCCAUGUACAGACUGCUGACGGCCCAGGAGCAGCCCGUGUACAUCUGAGCCGCGCUCACCGUGGCGGCGGCGUGCAUGGAGGACUCUCCUCAUCGUGGUUGUGUUUCUCGUGCUGCAUCCCCAUGUCCACUGAGACGUUUCCCUCUCGCGCCCGGCAUUCGGUUUUACGUGGGAAGAGAAGAAUCCACAAGGACCUCUUUGCUCUCUCUCUCUCUCCAGUUUGCUUUUUUUUUUUUUUUCAAUGCCAGGGAAGUUUCGUAUGUGCUCCUUUGAGGAUAGAGAGCAGCCUGUGUCCACCUGGCAUCCACCCAGGACCAUCCUGGGGGGCCUUCUGGGGUGGGGGAGGGCCCAGGGCUGGGCUGUCACUGCCCCAGGGGGAGCAGCGCCCUCCUUACGAGGAGAUCCUGGGGCAGCAGAGAAGCCGACCCAGCAGUGCCUAAACCCCGAUUGCUGACCUCUGCUGUCCUCCAGGGGGUUACGGGAGUAUGGGAGUAGCGGGGACCAGCCCAGGUCGUUAAGGUUCUGCCCUGCCCGCCGUGUAGUUGGGGCACCGUACAUUAUUUCCGCCCAGAAUUUCUGAGCCAACCUUAAACCUCUUCUGUAGCUAGUUUCAGUUUCCACGUGUAUGUGUUUUCUACUAGGAACCUUGUCAGCCCAGGAGAAAAGGGGAAAUAACUGCCUUGGACGAGGAUACCAUAGCGUUGCAGGAAGCUUGGCCAUUCCUGAGGCAUCCACAGCCUUGCCAGGUUGUCCCGAGAUCGUCAACCGUUAGACGAACACAGGCAGGUACCUUCUGCCUCUGCCCCUGUCACAUACACACAGUCUCACUUGCACAUCACCCUGGCGUCCCCGCCACCCUCAAGGAGACAAGUGAAAACCAGGCACACAGAGCCCCUGGGAGACCCACCUCUUGGGAAGCCCCUUCCCCUGGCAGGGGGUCCUGCAGGGGCUGGUCAGCGUCGUCCCAAGAGAGAUGCCCUCUCUGUGGCCAAGGCCUGGCCCUCCCAGCACCACCUUGGCUCAAAGUGUCGUCCUACUGGACUCCUCUCCCCGGACACACACACACACACACACACACACCACACAGCCUGGGAAGGGUGCAGCGCUCCCCUGGGAGACAAGGCUCUGGGUGCAGUCUUGUCAUCUUUCUUGGCCUAAGGUGAGACCAGCUUUCUUCUCUGCUCAGGGCCACUAGGCAGGAUGUGAUAUUUGAAAGGCCAGGACAGUGCAUAAGCCACAAAAUUAAGGGGACAAUAAUGACCUCAAACUAUGCCUAAGAAUCCCCAAAUGUGUUCCAGAAACAUCUUGCUGCCUCGUGAGUCUGAGAGUCUUCAACUUGUGUGGAAUGUUAUGUGUUUCCAUCAGGUGCCUCAUGUCUACGAUUCCGUCUCAGUUCCGCACAGACGUUUUAGUAAUAUUAUUAUUCUGAGCCAGUUUUCACUUAUUCUUGGUCCAAAGAGCAUUUUGUUUUCAUGUGGGGUGUGGUUUUGUUUUGUUUUUUGUUUUGUUUCAUUCAUGACCUCAGUAGAGACAGGGGAAGAGAAACUAAUAUAUUUUGUGAUAUUAAUAUAUUCCCUGUUCUCUGCAUCUGGGAUAUUUAUGUUGUGUCUGUGGAAAUAGGAAUUCAGUGAGCAAAUGCUGGGUAGGCUGUAUGUAUAGAGAGAUUGAAGGGAUUUCAGGGAGGGAGAAAAGUGAAUAUAUAACAAGAUUAGGAACAAAAGACUUUAAUCAGAGAGCUCUGUGAUCAAUUCACGGAGGUCUCUGUAUCUUCUGAGGUUUCUACUUGGAAUCAGGGAAGCUAAAUGCUUGGAAGGCAUCACCCGCUGAGCUCUGAGUUGUACUGUGGCACAAAAAGCCCUCGUGAAGAGAGGCUGUCGGCUGCCCAGGUGUCCUGGCCAGGAAGGGGCUUCUGCUUCUCCCGAGAGCUGUGUGGGGCGGGGCCAGGGAGCCGG
Messenger RNA from Lemur catta (Ring-tailed lemur), 4505 nucleotides. It is a transcript of the gene APBA1, whose product is annotated as amyloid beta precursor protein binding family A member 1. Bases 88 to 2601 code for a protein of 837 amino acids. The record is from RefSeq and is a predicted model, not a curated record. Gene Ontology annotation, cellular component: plasma membrane; cytoplasm; dendritic spine. Gene Ontology annotation, molecular function: protein binding; amyloid-beta binding. Gene Ontology annotation, biological process: chemical synaptic transmission. Lineage: Eukaryota; Metazoa; Chordata; Mammalia; Primates; Lemuridae. The transcript is spliced from 12 exons.